Messenger RNA from Meloidogyne enterolobii, 1539 nucleotides. The record is from the annotation of a GenBank genome assembly. NCBI's taxonomy places the organism in Eukaryota, Metazoa, Nematoda, Chromadorea, Rhabditida, Meloidogynidae.
AUGGUUCUGGAACAACAGAGUACCCAAGCUGAUUAUUGGCAAGGACAAUCAGCUAACAAACCUGAUGAUAAAAUGCUUGUUCAAAUGCAGAAGGGCUUUGCUGAUCAACAGCUCAUGGAAAGAAUUAAUCGCGAGCUGCUCACCCUUAAUGAACAGAAAAUGCAAACUAAUCAACAGCUUCCCUCCGUUCAUACAUCUCAAAGUGCCCAACAACCACCGACCGUUCUUCAACCUCAAAUAUCACAAACACAGCCGCAAAAAAUAGUUCAGAUACAACAGAAUCCAAUUACUUGGCAAGGACAGUUAUCUCAAGGGCAGGAUUUCGGAAACGAACAGCUUAUGGAAAGAAUGAAUCGUGAACUAGCCACUCUUAAUGAACAGCAAAUGCGAAAUUUCCAACAACUCCCGGCGAUUCAUCAACCUCAAAGUGUUCAACAGCUUCCAGUCGUUCAUCCACAAACAUCACAAACAAAUCAACAAAAUCAGAAGCAACAACAGAGUGUUUGCGGAAAUGAUCAACUUAGGGAAAGAAUGAAUCGCGAAUUAUUCAACCUUAAUGAACAACAAAUACAAAAUUUCCAACAAUUUUCAGCCGUUCAUCCACUUCAAAGUGUUCAACAGCCACAAGCAAUUAAUCCACCUCAAAUCUCUCAAACAAACCAGCAAAAUCAGAGACAACAGACUACCCAGAGUGAUUAUCCAAUUAGUUGGCAAGGACAGUUACCUAUAAAAAAUACUGACACACUUGCUCAAAUACAUAAGGUUUGCGGAAAUGAACAGCCUAUGGAAAGAAUGAAUCGCGAAUUAGUCAACAUUAGUGAACAGAGAAUACAAAGUGUCCAACAGCUUCCAGCCGUUCAUCCACCUCAGAAUGUCCAACGGCUUCCAGCCGUUCCUCAGAAUGUCCAACAGCUUCCAGCCCUACCUCCAACUCAAAAUGUCCAACAGCCACAAGCCGCCUUUCAACCACCUCAAAUCUCACAACCACCUCAAAUUUCACAAACAAAUCAGCAAAAAAUUGUUCAGAGACAACAGAGUACGCAAGGGGGUUAUCCAAUUAUUUGGCAAGGACAGUUAGCUAUGAAAAAUGCUGAUACUCUUGUUCAAAUGCAUAAGGUUUGUGGAAAUGAACAACUUAUAGAAAGGAUGAAUCGCGAGUUAGUCACCCUAAAUGAACAAGGCAUUCCUCUGCUUAGGGUAACACAAAGGAUGCGAUUAGAACAAUCUCAAUUGGAUAAUUUAAUGCGUAAAAUGGAGAAAGAAGAGAACCAUGUUGCCUUAAUUUGUUUGCCUUGUGGACGUGAUCGAAAUGAUGUUUCUAUACAAACGGAGAAAAUGGCAACUUCCUUUAUUGAAUAUUAUAGUUCCAAAAGUGCUGCAGGAAUUGUUAGCUCGCAUCACCCUCAAGGUUGUGUUGCUCAUAUAUUUCCUCCUAGUGACCUAAGCAGGUCAUUAUUAUCAAAAAAUGCUCCCGAUAUUUUAAGGAAAGUUGAUUUUCUUGGGGCAGGAUAUCUUUUUGUUAUUUUAACAAACUCCUGA